Eurytemora carolleeae is the source of this 4064-nucleotide messenger RNA. RefSeq lists its product as uncharacterized. The transcript is spliced from 5 exons. Lineage: Eukaryota; Metazoa; Arthropoda; Copepoda; Calanoida; Temoridae. Bases 3314 to 4024 code for a protein of 236 amino acids. The record is from RefSeq and is a predicted model, not a curated record.
CAACAAUAUCUUAAACCUUUUAUUUGCCAAUUCACAACAGUACCUUUUAAACCUUUAUUUAUCGAUUCACAACAGUAAUAAAAUAUGAUCCACUAAACCUGCAAAACCUAGAAUUUCCAAUACCUUUUAAGCCUUUAUUCAAUUCUCAAUGGUACAUGUUUAUAAACCAAUUGUUCGAUUCACAUCAACGCCCAUUAUUGUUAGUUACCCUUAACUCUUUAAUCUUUAUUAACAAUCAUUAUUUGUACACCAUGUACGUCAAUAACAAUUUGUAUUUUGUCGUAGGAAACCUCGUUACUGAAAUAUACAUUUUUUCAAGAAAAAGUUCUCAUCUAUGUAUGGCCGGUAGAAAAGAGUGUUUCCCUAACCAAUUCGCCUUAUUUCACUCUUUCGAGUAUUAUUCCUUUUGUUCGGCUCACAAAUCUAGAUAGCAAGAAGAACGCAGUCCACCAGUAGAUUGAAGCCAGAUAAUUAAAUAAUAAACAUUUUUAUUAAGGCCAGAUAAGUUGAAGUUUUAUCAUGCUUUUGAAAUGGGAAAAACGACGGUUUUGUGUUUUUAAAUAAAACUAUAGUGCCCAAAAAUAUUUAUUUCGAUCUAUCUUGGUAAAUUUUUAAAAUAAUAAAAAUCUUUUGAUUGAUUUAAACUAGGAUAACCAAGCCGGUUUCAAGAGAACCCAUUUCAAUAUGCUUUAAAACUUUUAAAUUCUAUUUUUUUCACUAUAAUUAUUGUUGUCUGUUCGUAGGCAUUCAGGUUAGCCAAGAAAAAACAGGCGGUUCUUGUAAUUCAGGAAUCAAAAUCAUUAAAUUAGGGAAUCGAAUUAAAAUUAUUUACAACUACUUUACAGGGAAGUUAAGGGAAUUUUACUUUACCAUGUGUUCCCAAGACCAAUUUUGUCUAUAAAACAUCCCAAGCUCAGCGAGGUAUGUCUUUUAGACAAAAUUAGAGUAGGGCAACUCACAAGACCCCAAAGAAGAUUUACAUCUUGUAGAAAUCAAAACGUUUUGCUUUAAAACAAAUAACGACAUUAACGAUUAAACCAAUUUAACACAAAAUCCGCAAAAAAUUUGCAUAACGACGACAAAAUGGCGGCUUAAAAAUCAAUAUUUUAAUAUGUACUUAAAGAACAAAAUUAAAAUUGUUAUUGCACUUGAUAGACCUUUAUGGUCUUUAUCAUCUUACUGUAAUAAAUAUAAUAUCUUACUAUAUCUUUGUACCCUGUUAUAUGCUAAUCUAUAGAGUUCAAUGAUCUGACUGUUGGUCAGUUUGAUUUUACCUGUACCGUUAUACCUAAAUAUGGUUAGUUACAGAGAUACUCUGAAUACUAAUGGUUUGUGUUAAUUAUUAGAUUCAGUGGGAUUUAAGCAUAGUUAGAGAUUGCUUAUAGAAUACUUUUGGAGCUGUGGAAUUGUUAAAGACUAUUUGUGGGGUUUUGUGAAUUUUUACUGCUCAGACAUUUCCUUGUUCUACCAACACUCUCCACUUGCAAUACACUUUUUCCCUUUCAGUCCACUUGUACACUGCAGUUGCCUUGUUCAUAUUAUUAUCCUCUAAUGCAUUUUGGAUCAUGUAAAAGUUGUCUGCUUUGUAUUUAGAAAGUUUUAGGCACACAUUUUUUGUGUAUUAAGCAUCCCAAGUGUCCUCUAAGUAUGGGUAAACCAUAUAUUCUCUUAGUAAGUUAUUUAGAUAGAUAAGUUCAAUCUAAAUAGUCAGGAACUGGCCCUUUGAAUCUGCUCAGACUGAGCGCAUAAAGAGAAGCGGAAAGACGAACGUGAGCAGCAAAGGGAAGCUCUGACCGCAAAAGAAGGGGCACUCCUAUCAUUUCAGAUAUAAUAUAAAAUAAGAGUGUUUCGAAAGGGAGACUUCCAUACAAUCCAAAGAAAAGGAUUCUACAGUCCUCUUUCCCUGGUUGGUAUUAAAAUCAUACCCGUGAAGGGAUUAUUAUAAAAUUAUUAUAAUUAACAUUCAGGGCACCAAUUACUCCACCGGAGGGAUGGUAAUUAACACUGAAGACUGUCCUGAGUGUUAAAUUCCAUCCCUCUGAUGGAGUAAUUGGUGUCCCAAUUGUUAGUUACCAUCCCUCCGAUGGAGUAAUUAGUGUCUUGAGUGUUAAUUAUCAUUCCUCUGAUGAAGUAAUUGGUGUCCCAAUUGUUAGUCACCAUCCCUCCGAUGGAGUAAUUAUAGUCAUGAGAGUUUAUAAUAAUCCCUCCAAUAGAACAAUUAGUGUCCUGAGUGUUAAUUACCAUCACUCUGAUGGAGUAAUUAGUGUCUUGAGUGUUAAUCCCUCUAAUGAAGUAAUUAGUGUCCGUGGUGUUAAUUACCAUCCCUCAGCUGAGGUAAUUAGUGUUCUGAGAAUUAAUCACUAUCUAUUAUGUGGAGUAAUUAGUGUCUUGAGUGUUAAUUAUCAUCCCUCUAAUGAAGUAAUUAGUGUCCGUGGUGUUAAUUAUCAUCCCUCUGGUGAAGUAAUUAGUGUUCUGAGUGUAACUCCGAUGGAGUAAUUAGUGUUGAAUAAAAAAAAACAUUCCCUCCUGUGAAAACAAAUUCCCUGUGGUGGCCUCCGCUCCAGCGGAGGGGACCCAAUAUGCUGCUGCAAACUUCAAUCUCUUGUUAAAAGAUAAGGUUGCUGUCUAUAUGUUUAUAAAAAGGGUGUAUUGAACAAGAUUAUAGGCAGACUUUUACAAUCUUCAGAUCAAGUAACAAGUCUUCAUCAAACUAUAUGAAGAAGGCUGAAACAGAAACUUUCCUAGCUCAAGAUAAGAAGUUAAAGGCAGAUGCAGAUGCAGAGAAGAAACUGAAAAGAUGAAAGGUCUUAAUGAAGAAAAACUGGAAAAGGAAACAGGCAAAGAAGCAACCAAUCUGGUUUCUCAGACGAAAUUAAAGAUUUUCAAAAGCAUAAGCGGUAAUGGCCUGAAAAAGAUUCUUGUGAUUGGUAAGACAGGAACUGGGAAGAGUACUCUCUGCAAUGUACUCGCAGGAAAGGAGUAUGAUGCUGAUUAUUUCAAAACUUCCUCAGAUGGUACAACCUGUACCAAGAAAACUAAGUUUAAAGUCGUAUUCUUUAAUGGAGAUAAAAAUAAACCAGUCUCCCUUAUAGAUACCAUUGGGUUUGAUGAUCCUACAAAAGAUCAUGAUGCUGAAAUUAUUGCUGAACUUGCAGUCAAGCUGAAUACUGGAUGUGAUUAUGUCAAUCUGUUUGUCCUUGCAGUUAAUGGACAGAACCCAAGACUAGAUGGAUCCCUGCUGAAAAUGAUCAGGAUAUUGGAAGGAAUGUUUGGCAAAUAGUUUUGGAAUCAGGUCGUUCUUGUUUUUACUCGCAUGCCGAUGAAUCUAAGAGAUAAGGAGAAGAGAGAAAAAAAAAUAAACAAGAAAACAGAUGAUGAAUUUGCAGCAGACUUCAUAAAGAUAGCAGAGGAACAGUUUGGGGAUUGCAGCGGGCUACGCUAUCUUUACAUGGAUGCAAUUUAUGAAAAAGAUGAUGAUGAUGAGAAAGCUGCAUUUGAUUCUGCUUGUACUAAGCUUUAUGAAAUGUUAGAAGAGUUACCUGGGCUCUCGACAGAGAAUGUAAAGAAGGUUGAAACAGACAAUGCACUAUUGCAACAAAAGAUUAAAGAAAAGGAACAGGAAGUAGGGAAAAUGAAGAUGGUCGUUCUUUGCGUUUCCUCAGCUGCUUUACUUGGGGCAUUAGCUUUGACUCCUUUUAUAGUUGUUGAGGGCGCUUUUGGCAUUACUGCCGCUGUGGCCGCUGGGGUACUUGUGAAUGCCGGGGUCAUUGGGACCACCUGGACCAACGGGAACCCAUUGGCCGAGACCAUUAGAGCCGCCAGGGCCAUUUGGGCCGCCAGGGCCAUUUGGGCCGCCAGGGCCAAUGGGACUGCUGCAGGAGGUAAGGCUAAAGGUGAUAGAAAUGAAACUGAUGGGAAUGAAACUGAUGGGAAUGAAACUGAUGGAAAUGAAACUGAUGGAAAUGAAAUGUUAGGUUCAAAUGAAGAAUCUGGAAAGGCAAUCCCAGAAGCGGAAAAGAAAUAACAAUAUUUGGGUGUAUCUCAAUAAACUGCCAUGUUUAUUU